CGCGGAGAAGAAGAGGCAGAAGCGGAAGAGACGUGGCACAUAAACAGAUAGAGGAAGGAGUCAGUUCCUGAAGCAGCUUCACCUACAAACUGACAAGACAGCUCCAAUGACAUCCUACAACAUUACAUAAAACGAGCGGAAGAAUCUCGGUUCAUGUCUGUGUGACGAGUCAGCACAUGUGACUAUGGGUCUGUGCAAGUGUCCAAAGAGGAAAGUGACCAAUCUCUUCUGCUUUGAACAUCGUGUGAAUGUGUGCGAACAUUGUCUUGUUUCUAACCACAACAAGUGCAUCGUGCAGUCUUACCUGCAGUGGCUCCAGGACAGCGACUACAACCCCAGCUGUGCUCUGUGCAAUAAUCCAUUAGCUGAACAGGAGACCGUCAGACUGGUGUGUUAUGAUGUCUUUCAUUGGGCGUGUUUUAAUAGUCUGGCGUCGCGGCUGCCCCUCCACACCGCUCCAGCAGGAUACCAGUGCCCCACCUGUCAGGGUCCAGUGUUCCCCCCCACUAACAUGGCCAGCCCUGUAGCUGAUGUUCUGAAAGACAAGCUGUCAUCUGUCAACUGGGCCCGAGCUGGGUUAGGGCUGCCACUGAUUGAAGACCCCAUUGGAAACACUGAAGAUUCAUCUCACGACGUCACUGAUUACACAGACUGGUCCACGUUUGAUGCUCAAGAGCAGAGUAACGCGUACGCCUCUUACAGCACCCCCCUCAUUCCACCGCCCGCCUCUGCUCCAGCGCAGGACGACCUCGCCAGUCUUCAGAAGAACGGAGAUCCCAGCGCGCAGGGACACGCGGUGGUCAACUUUUCCACUGCCAACACCUGUGACUCAGUUACUAUAAACACAGCAUCUUCACCAAGAAAAAUCUACGACACGCGGGACGUAGCUCACAGCUCUGUCACGCAGAUCGACUUCGACGAUGACAAGUACAGGAGGAGACCGGCGCUGAGCUGGUUCGCACGCAUUUUAAAGAACCGCUCUGGUGGAAAGCGGACGUCUCUGUCCUGGAAGCAGCGGGUCUUCAUGCUCCUGCUGGUCGGCGUUUUGGGAUUCUUUACGUUGAUAAUCAUCAUGGCUAAACUGGGACGUGCCUCGGCCAGCUCGGACCCAAACCUGGACCCCCUCCUUAACCCCAACAUCCGCGUGGGGAAAAAUUGAUGCCAGGCGGCGAUCCGCUCUUUUAUUCUGUGUUACACUACAAGCGCCUCCGUGCAGUGAGAGGGAAAAGACCCUGCAGUACAACGUCAGCCCAGAAGAGGGAGCCAUUUACCCAACUUUAAAAGGGUGGCUCUUUUUAUUUUCAUCCGGCUGUUGGAGUGUCCGAGCUCUUCACUAGCUGGGAAAAAAAACAAACCUUUUUUUUGAGGUCCAAAUGAAGCAAAAUAAACUCUGGAGGGGUGACCAAGUGCAGAAAAAUAAAUCACUCUUCAUGUUGGUUUGCUUUGUUUUUGGGGGGCAGUAUAACAGUUUUCACUGAUCUUUUAAGUUAAUUUUUUGUCGUUAUUGAAAGAAGAUUUGAUGAGUUGAGAGUGACCCUAACACAGGAAUAAUCCAUUGAUGUUUUGGGGGUGUGCCUCCAACACAAACACACACUCCACCACUGUGAGUGUUGGCAUGAACCCUGAAAACUGAACGCUUUGCUUUUAGACUCGUCAUCCAUACUGUAUCCACAUGUUCCUGCUGUUUUGGAUUAAAUGGGAAUAUUACAGAAAUGAA
This is a messenger RNA of Oryzias melastigma (Indian medaka), 1717 nucleotides long. It is a transcript of the gene zfpl1, whose product is annotated as zinc finger protein-like 1. The record is from RefSeq and is a predicted model, not a curated record. The transcript has 8 exons. The coding region runs from base 185 to 1159 and encodes 324 amino acids. Lineage: Eukaryota; Metazoa; Chordata; Actinopteri; Beloniformes; Adrianichthyidae. Gene Ontology annotation, cellular component: Golgi apparatus.